GCUGACAACAGGUCUUCCAGCUGACGACAGAUCAGGAUCAGAGGCCCGGAUCUUGGCCUCUCUCAGAGCAGGUGUGUCCGCUCUGGUUUGGACUGGGUUGCAGGAUCUGUCCUUUACUCCUCUGGACCAAUCAGUGGGCACUUACGACGUUCGCGCAAAAGCCGUGACGCAGGACGUUUGGGUUGUGACUAGUGGUUUACGGAAAUGAAAUGACAAGCUUAACAUUAGUCAUAAAUGUCACAAGGAACAGGUAAAAAGAACAAAUUCAGUGGAAAGGUUGCUGUUCAGAUGAGGAGGACUUGCCUGGUUGACCCUGUGUGUCACCCCCCGUUGCUAUGGCAACAUCCUAUUUUCCCACAUUCCUCCUCCUCCUUUUUCUGUCCUCCUUCACCCUCUUGCUGGUGACCCUCCUGCCCUCUGUUUUGCCUUUGAUGUCUUUUCGUUCCCCCUCUCCCCCGUCACCUUGGCCAUCACAGUCCUGUGGUCCAGGUCAGUCCUGGGCCGUCCAGCUCCAUGCUGGCCCACAUCAUGUGGAAAAAGACGGUCAACAGAGCUCUGUGCUCUUUGACGUAAUAGCCAACAGGGUAGCAGAGCAGGCUGGACUGCAGAACCAGGGCCAGAUUGGCCAGCUGGAAGGCCACUACUUGCUGUGUUCUGUAAAGCCCAGUGCUGGAUCCCUGGGAGAUAUUUUGAGAAAAGGUGUCCAGCCUGAGGAUACUCUAGCAGCCCACCCUCAUGUCCUGUGGUACUCCCAGGAGAGAGUGCUCAGCCGCUCGAAGAGAUCGAUGGCCUUCAACGAUCCCCAAUAUCCUAAGCAGUGGCACCUGCAUAAUGACAUCAAUAAGGGUAUGGACAUCAACAUGACAGGUGUGUGGGAGCGCAACAUAACUGGCCGAGGAGUCACAGUGGUCGUGGUAGAUGACGGAGUGGAACAUACGCACCAGGACAUUCAGCCCAACUAUAGUCCAGAGGGCAGUUUUGACCUGAAUUCCAACGACCCGGACCCCAUGCCUCACCCUGACGUCAACAGCGACAACCACCACGGAACUCGAUGUGCUGGAGAGAUUGCAGCCGUUCCCAACAAUAGCUUCUGUGCCGUGGGGGUGGCUUACGGCAGCAAAGUGGCAGGUAUCAGGGUCCUGGAUGGCCCACUGACAGACAGUCUGGAGGCCAUAGCCUUCAAUAAGCACUACCAGGUCAAUGACAUUUAUAGCUGCAGUUGGGGUCCAGAUGAUGACGGACGCACUGUGGAUGGACCUCAUCCUCUGGGCAAGGCGGCACUGCAGCACGGGGUGAUUGCAGGCAGACGAGGCUUCGGCAGCAUCUUCGUGGUUGCCAGUGGCAAUGGAGGUCAAUUCAAUGACAACUGCAAUUAUGACGGCUACGCCAACUCAAUCUACACCAUCACAAUCGGAGCAGUUGAUGAGAAUGGCAGGAUGCCCUUCUAUGCUGAAGAGUGUGCGGCCAUGCUUGCUGUUACUUUCAGCAGCGGGGGGAGCAAGCUGAGGAGCAUUGUGACAUCAGACUGGUCCAUGCAGAAGGGGACGGGCUGUACAGAGGGCCACACCGGCACGUCUGCCGCAGCCCCCCUGGCGGCAGGAAUGGUGGCCCUCAUGCUGCAGGUCCGUCCCUGCCUCAGCUGGAGGGACGUCCAGCACAUCAUCACCUACACCGCCACCAAGUGUGACAACAGUGCAGACUGGAGGGUGAAUGGAGCUGGUUUCCAUCACAGCCACCAGCAUGGCUUCGGUCUGCUCAACACAUGGAGACUUGUCAAUGCUGCCAGUGUGUGGGAGUCAGUGCCGUUCCUUGUGUCCUAUCAGAGCUCAGUAAUUAAAGAGGAAGCGUCCAUCCCAAUUUAUCCAGACGAGCUGAUUCGUACCUGGAAAGUCUCUGCUGCUGACCGGAGACAGUCUGGAAUGGAGACACUGGAACACGUGGCCAUUACCGUUACAAUAUCCCACCCUUGCCGUGGCAACUUGGAGAUUGUGUUGGUCUGCCCCAGCGGCAUGACGUCAGUCAUCGGGGCACGCCGUGCCAUUGACAGAGACCCUUCAGGCUACCAGGACUGGACUUUCUCCACUGUGCGCUGCUGGGGAGAGAGAGCUGAAGGCCAGUACACCCUCAAGAUAUCUGACCAUAAGGAGCCGUCAUCUAAGCAGUAUGCUGCUGUGGGAGUGUUAAAGCAGUGGAAGCUGACCUUGUAUGGCUCCUCUAUGACCUUCAGUGAGGUCAAGGACAGACAGAAGCUGGUGGAGGAGGCUAUGAGUGGCAAGUAUCUGGACAACAGCUCCUCUCUGCCCUGCCCUCCAGGCCUGGACAUCCCUCCAGAGAUCGUCAGCCCCUUCACUUCCAACAACCUCAAGUUCCUGCUGUUGCUAGGCUGCUUUGCUCUCUUUUGGUCUCUCUACUACACACUGGAGGUCAUGCUGGCCCACCUGGACCUCCGGGGCCUUCUCUGUCUGCGCAGGGGACAGGGAGGUCCUCGGGCCAGGGGGGGGCGCCGAGGCAGGGGAGUGGAGGAUGCGGUGGUAGAGGAAGAGGAGGAGGAGGAUGGGGAGGAAGAGGAGGCGGACUCAGGGGUGGAGUUGCAUGCAGUGCUGGACUCCGAGGCCAAAGCACCACUUUUAAAUGGUGAGCGGCUGGUAACAUAGCAGUGAGCCAGACGAUGGGUCUAAAAUCUCUCAUGUGCUCAUGGGACGUCUCAGGCUUUUUACGCUCUCCUCCCCACCCACCCAGACUCUUCUACUACUUCUGAGACCUGUCAACAUUAACUGUGGUGAUGGGGUGUCACAGAACGGACUGCAGAUAAACUUAAACUAAGAGUGGACUCUUUGUCCUCUGCAUUCCCCAAACAUAUGGCCUUGUCUGAAAAUCUGUACGUGUGCGUGUGCGUGCGUGCGUGCGUGCGUAUGUGCGUGCGUGUGUGUGUUGUACACCUGUCCUUCAAAAGUGUGGGUAUUUUGCCAGUCCUGGGGUUAAAAUUCCCAACAGAGUUAGGUUUAAGUUAGAGUAAGGUUCAGGCAUGAACUGGAGAGGGACCUGUAUAAUUGCAUGUUUGCAUGUGUGAAAGUGUGUAUACAGGCUUGUCUGUAUGUGCACCCACAGAAGAACUGAGCUUACAGGUUGAUGGGAUGCCCCUGAGGGAUCUUUAAACCAAGAAAAAGGUACAAAUCUGAUGUGUGAGUGAGUGAGCAUGCCCUGUGUGUGUUGUGACAUGAGUGGGGGUGCUUGUAAUUUGCAAGGUCUUCCAUGAAGAAGUGUCCUCAAAUGUGAGGUUUUAAGAGGGUAUGGUAUUUUAAAGAAUAUGAUUUAUUUUCUUAGGUGUUGUUUGCUUUUUAAGUCUGGGGUUAUUUGAGGGUUAUCACUCAACUACUGAAAUAAACUUGAAGUGGAAUUUUCAAGUUUUGGAUUUGCAUAUGUAUUUUUUUUUUUUUUAUAUAUAAAGUGUAAUAUAUACACAAUGUGUGCCUGCUGUACAGAUAUAUACCAGUUGUGUUUAAUGAUUUGUACAAAGUGUUUUUAAGGAUGUAUUAAAGAGUUUAAUUUUUUAAUGUAAAGGAAUGUUUGGGGUGAAGGCUGAAACUGUGUUUUGCUGUGCAAGUCACAGGUGAUGUGAAUGAUAAUAAAAGACU
Xiphias gladius (swordfish) is the source of this 3635-nucleotide messenger RNA. RefSeq names its product proprotein convertase subtilisin/kexin type 7 (gene pcsk7). Lineage: Eukaryota; Metazoa; Chordata; Actinopteri; Istiophoriformes; Xiphiidae. The coding region runs from base 336 to 2654 and encodes 772 amino acids. The record is from RefSeq and is a predicted model, not a curated record. Gene Ontology annotation, cellular component: trans-Golgi network; Golgi membrane. Gene Ontology annotation, biological process: protein processing. Gene Ontology annotation, molecular function: serine-type endopeptidase activity. The transcript is spliced from 17 exons.